AUGGAUGUAACCCGCAACGCUGAGCUGCAGAAACAAAAGGAGGAGCAGCAACAGAAGGAACAGCAAGAGCAGCGGCAACAGGAAGCCCUCGCUCUUUUAUCUCUGCACGAAAAAUACAGCCCCCCAAACUGCAAGUAUCACCCCCUGCCUUCCUCCCUAAAUUCUUUUGGCUUCGUCAGUUACAAUGGAGAGCUCCUUAUCAACGAUGUCUUUGGACUCCCCGGCAUCUCGGAAGUCGAAGAGCAGCUCAUCGCCUUCUUUAUUCCGGAUUCUGUUGAGGAAGGGCGCAGUUUGCUCUCUGUCAGUGUUGACAUUCAUCGUGACAACUUUGUGGAGUUUAAGCAUCUCGAGCUCUACCGCUACAAGCGCACUGAGCAUCCGCCAGUGCUUUUCAACCACACAUCUGGGAAUGCCAGUGCCGUUGCCGCUCGGAGAAGAACUGCAGUCCAAACAGCCACGAUCAUGGAAGGCGCAGGAGGGGCGAAGACGCGGGCCAUGCUUAGCGCCCUCUUGACAGGAGCGGAAAGAGAUUCAGUGUUUUACCUGAUCAUUGCGGUAUCUCCCGUCUCUGGUCAUCCUCCUUUAGGCCCCGAAGACAUCGCCUCUCGUCACUUGCUGCCUUGUCAUCCCCUCCGGUUGGAUCUCGCUCUAGUUCCGUACACACGCAUGCACUUCCACAUGCCAACCUCCUGCCCGCCAGCCUCCUUCCUCCCAAGUGCAGCUCCUGAGGUGACGCUCGAUGACGAAGGACUGACCUUCUCAGGCUCCCCAGAGAAACCCUUUGUCCUCAAUUUCGCCGGAGAAGAAAGCUGGAAGCCUUUCUCGCGCGCUGUUUUCCAGACAUCCAUCCGCGUGCCUCCCAGGCUUCAUCGCUUCGUUCGUUUCUUUAUGAAGGCUUCUUUCCGCUUUAUUUCGGGCCCUUUCCAACUCAUGCUUGAGCUGUUUGACGAGGAAUCUCCACCAGACGCUUCUGCCACGGCUCCUGAAUGCGCCCUUGGUUGUCUGGGAGGAACCCCCACCUUUAACGGCCAGCUCUUCGACCAUGCAAUGCCGACUGGAUACGUUUAUAAGAUCUGGCUACUGGCGGGAGAUCCGAUGUAUUUCGAGGACCGCAACACGCAGUGCAUGGAAUUCGACUUCGAAUACUCAGUCAAGUUCGAGUCUCGAAUGACGCCUUUCGAAGUGACGGCGCACUCGUGGAUGUGCCCCUACGCGCGUCUUCCUGGGCUUAUCGUCCAGCUGAAGCACGACACAGAAGACACCAUCAUGUCGGACGAACUGGGGGUUGUCAAGAUGCAUGCGAUCGAUAUGCGGGACUGGUUCGGAUUUCCUCCUGACGAGCUGGAUGCGAUGACGCACACCACGCGGCUUAUUCUGCAGCAGCCGAGGUGUCAGAGGCCGCAAAACCGCAGCACAGAAUCUGCAGCCCAAAAGACUCCCCCAAGUCUUUCCUCACCUCGCUUCAUUGUCAGCUCCCAGCCGCGCAAAGGCACUGACGGGGUGUCUCGACAGGCGGCGUGCGACGCGUUGGAGCCAGGGACUUACUGGGUUUCGUCUGCAAGCAGCCGCUCUGCCCUCUUGCAGGAGUCUUGCCACGAACGAGAGGGACGGGGUGACGCAUGUUCCUUAGGUUUUUUGGGGAAUCGGCGAUGGUGUUUUGAGUGGUCUCCGUGUUUACGCACCUUCCUCCACUUGGCGAUCCUAGGAGACUACACUGCCCUAGACAUACUGGCUGUCUUGAAGAAAGAAGGCAGCAGCGACAACGGGCCCUCGCAUCUUCUUGCAUUUGCGCAGUCUUACCAGCACUUUGUGGGACCGCUCGAUCCAGGACGCUAUGAAAUGGAGCUUCUUGCCAUGAACCCUCAAACCACGGACGUUUCCAAGACUGAGAGGCACUGUGCCCCCUUGGCGAUCGAUGCACGGCUGCAGCGGCGGCCUUUGGAAGACCAUCUUCCCUCGCGUCAGCAGUGGCUGUGUGCAAGAGAGCGGCCUUUCCUACCGAAGCAGAUGCACGUCACGGAGGAUGUGCAAUUUGUUUUGGACACGAAGUAUGGCAUUCCAGCCUCGGGUCACCACUUUAUGACGCUGUCUGUCCCUCGACGGUCUCUCUUAAAGCUGGCUGUAUCUGUGCCGCAAGGCUCUGCGCCGCACUUGGUGGUGUAUCCGGAGGGGCAGCCCGCGAAUAUUCUGGCUGAGGCUUACGGAGAUCUCUUCAUGGAGGCUGAAUCGGCAGGCCGCUAUGUUAUUCGUUUUAGCUUCACCCCCCCUGGAGGUUCUGCAGCCGCUUGUCCAGUUGCGCAUUUCCACUUCGUGGCUGCUCCUACGUCUCUCGUCCCCGUGUGCCCCUGGGCGCGGGGUACGCAGGAGAAUCUUUCCACCGAGCAGCUGCGGCAGGCAGCUCUGGCAGCCUUCAGCAGCACCUUCGACGCCUCCAUGUUUCUGCCUAAGCAAUUAGGAUCUGAUGGAGUGGAAGUCUCGCGUCCACACGACAUCUGGCUGUCGCCUUCUCUGCAUCCCGAAUUCCCCUUCACAGCUCCAGGAGCCAGCAGCAGCCUCCGCGUCGAAGUGAUUUUGCAGCCUCCGUGGUUGCCUCUGCGUCUGGAGCUGCAUCGCAAAGAUGAUGUCGGCCUUCGCCGCACGGCUCAUGCGGUGUCUGAGUACACGGAAGGGCGUAUUCUGCUGCUUUCAAGGGACCUCCCGGGAGGUGAUUACGUUUUGAAAUUCGUAAUUUAUGAUCAGCUCGGAGAAAACAAUGCCGCUCUUCUAAAUGCCGUCAGGGCAGAAUUGCUAGAGGUCCCAGACUUGCUUCCCAUCGAGCCGCCUCCAAAGACUCUUAAUGCGCGCGGAUGGCUUGCGCACCCGGACGUUCCAAUCUAUGCCACAUCGAUCUUCGCAUUCCACACAGAGCAGCAGCAGCAGAUGCAGCAGCUGCUCCCUGCAGGCAGCGCUGCAAGGACAACUCUGCAUGUCAGCAAACCGACGGCAUUUAGGAUAGCGGCAGAGCCAGCAGUGGCGUCCGACGCGCAGCUGAAGAUACGAGUUCUCCCCGAGUCAGCAGCUUUAGCGAGCAGCAACACGAGCGGCAGCAGUGGGGAGGCAAUGUUGGCCUUGCCUUCCACCGGUGUCAUUGCCGAGGCAAGCGAGAACAACCUCUUUGCCUUCCUCCAGCCAGGCUCUUAUCACGUUGUUUUCGAGGGCACAGAGCCCUUCCUAACGACCAUUGGUCUCAUGUCAAUCGACGCGCUGCAUGCCGCCUUGCCUGGCCCUUCAAGUGGAUCUUCCGGAGGAGGCCCCUCGUGCAGUUCGACACUCCCAAGUGUGACGCUGCCUUCUCCUUUACCGCCCAGCUUUGAGAGUGAAGACUUCUUCUUCAGCGUCGACUAUGCAGCGGCAAAAGAAUCGGGAGAGCUGCUGUCAGUGCCGCUUCAUCUCACAUCGCCCUCGGUGAUCUAUGCGGAGGCAGGUUCGAACUUUGUUGUUGAUUUCGUGCGUGUGGGGAUCGAAGUGGUGGAAGGCCUGUGGUUGGGGGAGCAGAGAGGUCGGCAGAAUUCUCUAAAACUGCUGUUGGAUGCAGGCGAACAUGCCCUUCGAGUUCGGCUAGAAAAGGAGGCCUUCAACGAUCAGGCCGUUAGAGACGGACUGCUGAACGAUGCGAAAGCAUCUCGAUGCCUGCAGUUCUCCCUCCAUAUCUCUGUUCACUCCCUUACGAAGAUGGAGGACCGCGCGGCGAAUUUUCUCGAGGAGUGCUCGGCGUUUGGGGCCUUGCCGUUGCCAGCAGAUCUUAAUACCCCCAACGGGGGUAGCUCCACCCUCGGCAGUGAGCUCCUGCUCAAGGUUGGCACUUUCCUAGAAGACCAGACGCGCAGCAUGAGCAUCGUUCUGCAAGAUGACGCCUCUCAGAAUGUAGAUGCUUUAUAUGAUUGGACAGUUGGUGGCGGUCACCGUGAACGCAUAUACAGGCUCAAGCCAGCAGCGGAAAGUAGCGUAUAUCAUCUGGUGCUCUUAGGAGACGGGCAUGGUUGUCAGCUAUUUGAUUUGUUUAUCCAAUCGAUUCCUGUGAACGAGUUGGAUCAGAUGAGCGACUGCAAAGCCUUCGGCAGUACGCCCCCUCCAGUCACCCCGACGGAGUUUUUCAAGCCAGCGGUAGUGGAGGCAGCGGCGUUUCUCUCCACUAAGCAGACGGGCGCUUCAGGAUCACCGCAGCAGGUCCUAAGUCCUCUUCAGGCGCUCGUGCAACACCAAGAAGGCUUCCUGAAAGCCAUUGAAUUCGAAGUCUCCGAGCCCUCGUUUGUUUUGGCAGAGGUUGGCUUCAACUUUAUGGGCUCUCACGUGGAGAUGGAUCUCAUAACUGCUGAUUCCGAGCAGACAGUGGCUUCGGGGGAACUCGAUUUUUUGAACUCCGCUGACAGUCCAAUUAACGCCCGCCAGUGGAUUGCGACUCACGUGGAUCCGGGGCACUUUAUCUUGCGAGUGGCCGAUGAUCACUUCCCCCAGCAGUUUCUGCAUCACGCCGAUCGCUGCUUCCCUUUCCAGUUCUUUUUCCACAUCCAUGCUCUGAAUGACAAGGGUCUGCAGCCGUCAGUUGUGGCGGUGCAUCCGGAUCCAAGCGUGCCGAUUAAGGCGGGGCAGGAUCUUCUGGUAGGCAAUUGUGGGCCCUCUCUGCCGCGAGAGGCAGUGCACGUCCCUUAA
Cyclospora cayetanensis is the source of this 4689-nucleotide messenger RNA. RefSeq lists its product as uncharacterized. Lineage: Eukaryota; Apicomplexa; Conoidasida; Eucoccidiorida; Eimeriidae. The transcript has 42 exons. The coding region runs from base 1 to 4689 and encodes 1562 amino acids. The record is from RefSeq and is a predicted model, not a curated record.